Molecule: messenger RNA, 2673 nt
Organism: Kwoniella botswanensis
Lineage: Eukaryota; Fungi; Basidiomycota; Tremellomycetes; Tremellales; Cryptococcaceae
Exons: 3
Coding region: 1-2673 (890 amino acids)
Source: RefSeq, a predicted model, not a curated record
AUGAGGGAACUCACACCGGCUUCAUCAACCUCCUCCCUUUCAUCAAGGACCAAACGACAUAUUGCAGAGGAAGAUACUCCUUCCAAGAAACCACAUGCAAGAAACUCGAUGGUUGAUAUCUUCAAGACUACUCAUCUGAACGCUUCCGGUGACCAUGUCAACGAGGAAACGAUGGUGAACAGGGACACCCUGGAGGAGGAGCAUGUUGUGGUGAAGAAGGAUAAAGGGAAAGGAAAGAUGAAAAUGGUAUACUUACCUGAAUUGCCAGAGGAAGUCUGGACGAGGAUAUUCGAGAUCUACUACGAAGACAGGACUACUCAGUGGCAAAGUACUGGUGUCCUUCGAGAUGGCCUCACACCAGUCCUGUUGUCCCGGGGUCAUGCUCGAAUCGCCAUUCCAGUCCUCUACCGGCAUCCAUAUGUGGGUUACAAAGCUAUCACACCGUUCAUCUCGGCUUUAUCCAAACCUCCUCAAAACACCGAACUGCCUCAUAAAGAUUACAUCAAGCAUCUCACCAUAAGGGCAUCCCCUAUCAUCCCGACCAAUGAAUUCUCAGCAUUCUAUGCUGGUCGAAAGAACCCCGAUGUCGGAACUAGCGCCAUCGCACCAUAUACAAUCCAUCCGUCCUUCGAUACGCUCAUGAGAACAUUACCAGAGCUCUCCACGUUCACACUUAAAGAUACACUUAUUCUCCAUCAAGCAGACGCUCAACUUCUCUUCCAUGGCUUAGGACAUAUUAGCCCAAAGAAAGCUAAAUUGGAAUUUAGGAUGUGGGAUCUAUAUGACUCACCUUACGGACAAGAUAUCAUCGGUGCGACACGAGGCGGGGCAUUCAAUUCUUAUGGAAGUAAACCAUCCAUAUCACCUUCACCUGACCUGACGUCUCCGAGAACUGUACACUACGAUAUCGGACCAUUGACCUAUCAGAAGGCUUGGAGAGAUGCGCUCUAUAACGCUACAGAACUGGAUUUGCCUCCCUGGUGGAUCGAACCUCCAAGAUCUGAUCAUCCAGCUCCGGCGUUACCAUUUGGUCAGUGGAUAGCCAACAAUGCUGGUCUGACCGCUAAUCAGCUCACAAACUGGGCUGCGACUUUGCCUCCCCCAACUCAGGCAGGUGGUCAACCACCAAAUAUCGCUCCGGCUCAUCCAUUUUUCCCUGCCGCACCUGCCGCACCUCCCCCUCCACCAUCUCAACCUUCUUCAUCGACGACAACGCAAGAUCACCUUCUCGGGCAGCUACAACUCCAACGGCAACGUUUGCGCCGAAUGCUUAGGGAUCAUCCCAAACUUUCCGACUGGCUUGAGCCCGAAGAGACAUCAGAUACAGUCACCACGUCUGGCACCGCUGCAGAUUCGACCGGAGCGGCACCCGUUAGAGGUACUGGAUCAUCGGGUAGUCAGACGGCUGCCGCUGUUUCUGAGGACACGUCUGGUCUAUCUUUGGACGAUUUGAUUGAUACUACUGCCUGGGAACUGUCUGAUAGUGAAGACGAACAACCCGGCUCACUUACCUCUAGACCUGAAACAAGACCGCCACCAGCUGUUGGGCAUUCAGUGCCUCGCUUGGGAUCAUCACAUACGCAGAACCCGUCUUUACCAUCGUCCACUAGCAGCAGACAAGAAAAUGGCCCUUCGUGGUGGAGAUCCACACCUCAAGGCCGUGCACAAACAGCUUCAGCCAACUCAGGCUCAGACAUCGCAAUCGCUGGAUCAUCUUCCACUGUUAUGACUGACCUUUCACCGAGCCAAGCGACGGUUCCUGCACCUCAACAACGAUACCGACGAAUCAUUGGCCCGGGCUGGACGGGACCUUCAGACGUCUCCUCUGCGCGCGCCUCUGAACGAACAGGCUCGAGAGUUGGACAGAUCGGUAGAUCGGUAACCCAAACACCAGGCCUGACAUCCCAUGAACUCGCACAUUAUAUGCGUGGGUUACUUCUCAAGCUCAUCAGAGACUCUUGGACACCUCGAUUACAAGCUCUAUCCAUCGUUGCUCUUGAUCCUUUGGCGAGCUUGAUGGUCAGAGCACCUCAGUUGGAUUUCUGGACUCAGGUCAACGUACCUCAUAUCAGAGUACAUCUACCUCGAUCGAUCAAUUCUUUGGCGGUAUUCAAAGGUGCGAAAGAGGUGGCUAGGGAUCGAGCGAGGAGAAGGCGAGAACAAGGUGAUAUGGGUAAUAACAGUAACGAUAACAAUGAACCUGAUCAAGAUCUAGUUCCGACUGAAUCAGGAAAUGAGGAUGUAUAUAAGAUUGUGGGAGGUGAUGGAUCAGGAAAUGAAUUGAUAAAUGAGGGAGUGAGAUUAUUCGAAGUUGAGAUCAAUUCGUUGGAGGAGAUGAGAGAUGAAGUUUGGAUUAGGUAUGGUGAUCAACUACCACCCCAAUUGUGCAGAAUCUUGGCGGGCGAACAUGACUGGAGAGAUGUCAGUUUUGGUCACAUGAACGACACGUACUCUCCACCUUAUUCGGAGUAUAUCCCACCUGAAUCACCUGCCACUUCAGAUUUCGAUUCUCCCACUUUCAGCUUUGUCUCCCUUGGUGAGAAUGAUGAUGACCAAGCCACUGAUAUUGAUGAGCUGGAGGGCGAAGGAGAAGGAGGGGGGAAUGAUACGUACGAUAAGGAGAAGGCCGAGGAACAAGCUAAAAGGAUGAGAGAAAGGGGUAACGCAGUGUAG